Nasonia vitripennis (jewel wasp) is the source of this 1441-nucleotide messenger RNA. Its product is annotated as dnaJ homolog subfamily B member 13. Gene Ontology annotation, molecular function: protein-folding chaperone binding. Gene Ontology annotation, cellular component: cytosol. The transcript is spliced from 6 exons. Lineage: Eukaryota; Metazoa; Arthropoda; Insecta; Hymenoptera; Pteromalidae. The record is from RefSeq and is a predicted model, not a curated record. Bases 202 to 1374 code for a protein of 390 amino acids.
UUUUUGCGGGCGACACGAGAGCAGCGGUUGAUCAUUAGCAUGUCGCGUUAUUCGAACGUCUAUCGACGACGAGUGUCGUCAGCUGCUCGAGAUGAUGCUGGAUAGCGCCGACGACGUUUUCCAGCCGAAUUUCAUGCUUCUCCUGCUGCUCUUGAUUCUCCUCUCGCACUACCUUCUCAACGAGGAUCCACCCAAUAAGUAAUGCAAUUUCAUAUAUCGCUGCUGAAAUCGACUCUUUUUCCCGCGCGCUUAUUAUGCGUUACACACUUGACGUUUCGGAUUUACGUAAUUGCGAUCCAUUGCGUCAAGGCUUCUCGUUUUCAUAACUUCAGACGGCUGUCGCUUCGUUUUCACCCGGAGAGAAAUCAAGAUGCAGCUCAAGACACGCUGCAAGAUGACCUUCGCCGAAAGGCCUUCGCCGUCGUCGCGGAGGCCUACGACGUCCUGUCCGACCCGCUCAAGAGGGCCGUUUACGAGCAGUACGGCGAGGAGGGACUGAAGAGGGGCAUCCGCGGACCCGAGGCUCCCGUCAAACCCUACGUCUUCCACGGCGAGCCGAUGCGGACCUACAGGGAAUUCUUCGGAACCGAGAACCCCUACGCCGAUCUGCUGGAUAACGCGGCGAAUCCUCUGCCGCUCGAGGACUGUCCGGAAGCUCGGGGAGAGAAGAAGAAGGACGAGCCGAUCGUGAUGCCGCUUGCGUUAUCCCUAACCGAGGUCUUUUACGGCGGAGUCAAGAAAAUGAAGAUUCAACGGCUGGUCCUCGUGGGAGACGACGACGACGACGACGACGACGACAAAGUGGAGAGGAAUAAGAGGCGGAGGACGGCUCUGGAGGAGAAAAUUCUCUCUAUACCGAUAAUGCCGGGAAUGCCUUCCGGAGCGAAAAUCGUCUUCCCGGAGGAAGGCGAUCAGGGCCCGACGAAAAUUCCCGCCGACGUUGUCUUCGUGACUGAGGACAAGCCGCACGAGACUUUCAGAAGGGACGGCUCGAACCUGAGGAUGACUGUGGACGUGUUCCUCAACGAGGCUCUCACCGGGACGAUCGUGACGGUGAACACCAUCGACGAUCGUACUCUCCGUAUCCCGAUAACCUCGGUCAUCUCUCCGGAUUACCAGAAGACGAUCUCAGGCGAGGGUCUGCCGCUGGUGGAGGAUCCGGAGCAGCGAGGCGACCUGAUAAUCGACUUCAACGUCGAGUUCCCCUCCUACCUGUCCGAGGCCAGCAAGAGCUACGUCCAGAAGGCCUUCGACGUCGCACUGGAUGAUCGUAGGGACGACAACGCUGGCAAGAAGAGAGGAUCCCGUCGCAUCGUCCUCGCCGACAAGCUGUACAUGCGAAGCGACAAACUCGCGCAGAUCUGCAGGCCGUGAAGUUUUUUAUCAUCGUUGUACUCCUGCUUUCUAUGAAUAACAAAACGUUUUUUAUUUUGCCAGUACA